AUGACGGACAUCUACCUGCAGCCCGGCGCGAACGUCAGGCUCAGCCAGUCUCUCGUCCUUGACGGAAUAAACGUCACCAUCCGCAGCUCAGGCAGCAUCACUGGCGCCACCAUCGACGGCACCGACGCGCUGGACAGCCUCUUUAUCCUGAGAAACGAGGCAACGCUCCAAUUGGAAGGGCUCGUCUUGGCGAAUUGCCGGGCGGAAGCUGAUGGCGGUGCGGUCCGUAUGGAAAAUUCUGACGCGAGCUUGCGUGACGUUCGCAUACAGGACUGCUACGCUGGGAAUUCCGGAGGAGCCAUUUACGCCGCCAAGGGCAGCUUGCGACUGGAGUCGGUGGAGAUAACGCGCUGCAGCACUGGGAUUGGUACAGAAGGCGAGAACGCCAAGGGCUUGGGCGGGGCCAUCAGGAUUGUCAAGGUUCCCGAGGUGGAGCUGAGCGAGGUCAACAUUACCGGCUGCAGCGCAGUCAAGGGUGGGGCUCUGCACAUUGACGGUGGGACGGACAGCGAGACCACGCUGAACCGGGUCCGUCUCGCAGACAGCACUGCCACCGAGGAAGGCGGCCUGAUUUACAUUUCGACCGGCCGUCUGGCGCUGGAGAACGGGACCCUUCUGGAGAGCGGAACGGCAAGCCAAGGGAGCUCGAUCGCAUUCGGCGGCUCGCCCGAGGUGUCCUACCGCCUGCCUUUGCCUCCCGGGUAUUGGAUCCCGCACUCGAGAUGCGAGAUCUACCGGCAGCUUCCUGCCGACUGUGACGCCGUCUGCCGGGCUUUAUUCGACAAGUGCAAGACCGAGACGGACGCGCAGAACAACGAGUGCAAACAGUUCCCCGUCGCCUUUGUUCAGCCCUGCAACUGGGAGGCGACGCCCGCGCUGCUCGGCGUAUCUCUGUACCAGGUGCCGACCUCUGCCCUCGAUGUCGACCUGCCAUACGCCUGCGCCCCCGGCAUUCUAGGCUCGAGCGAUGCCGAGGACCAGAGCACCGUCCCCGACCCUUGCAACGACGGCACGACGACGUACGGCCAAGGGUCCACGGCGUGCGACGUGUGCGACGAGGACUUCUUCCUCGUCCUAGGGGAGGCCCAGGCCUCCACCAAGGCGUGCAAGUCGUGCCCGGCUGUCGUGCCCUACACCUGCGGAGUCGACACACGCAUCGGCGCACUCUACGUGCCGGGCAGAGGCUCGCUCAACGUGUCGAGCGGCUGGUGGCGCGCCUCGAACGAGUCGUCAACGCUGUUUGCGUGCAAGGAUGGCAACGCGCUCUGCCACCCCUUCUACGAGGGCCCAAAGUGCGAGGUCUGCACCAACACGACCGACAACGGCAUCCGCUACUUCCUCAACUCGAAGGCGCGCUGCCAGCCGUGCGACCGGCCGGCGGAGUCGGUGAUGCUGCUCGUCGGUCUGCUCUGUGCGGCGGGCGCUCUCGGCCUCGGCACUCUCAAGGUGAUCCGCAGCUCGUGGGCCCCUUCGGGCAAGGUGGCGCGUGCGCUCGUUCUUCUCGGGCGGCGCAUAGCGCUGCUGUGGAAGCGGGCGGGGAUGCUAUGCAAGACAAAGCAGCUGAUCAACCUCUUUCAAGUAGUCGCAGUCGUGCCGGCCGUGUACGAGCUUGAUGAGGUGCCGCCGCAGCUGAGCGAGUGGGCCAUGAACCUCUUCAACGCCGUCAAUAUCUUCGACCUCGAUCUUUUCCUACCGCCCGCGUGCUAUGGCUCCUACCUCAAACGCCUGAUUGCCUGGGGUUUUCUGCCCUUUGCGCCCAUCCUCCUCGCGACCCUCGGCAGCUGCGCCUGGGAGCUCGUUGCUCAGGCUCGCCACAGCGCAGCUGCGAGCAGUGCAAAUUCGACCCGUGCUGCGCUUUGGCGCGGCUUUUUGCGUGUGCUGCCGCUCAUCUUGAUUCUACAAUUCUUGCUAGUCACCUCCACCAGCACGCACAUCCUCCGCACCUUCAACUGCAUCGAGUUUCCGACACGGGACGCGGUCCUCCCGGGGAUGCAGGAGCCGUACCGCGCCUACCUCGCCGACGACCUCUCCCUCGACUGCAGCACGCCAGAGUACGCCACGGCGCAGCGGUGGGCGUACGUGCUGCUCUUCGUGUGGCCCAUCGGCGCGCCUCUGUUGUACCUCGGCUUGCUACUCGCCUCACGGCGCGACAUCAUGACGCGCCA
Messenger RNA from Emiliania huxleyi CCMP1516, 2165 nucleotides. RefSeq lists its product as hypothetical. The record is from RefSeq and is a predicted model, not a curated record. The transcript has 4 exons. The annotation marks the transcript as partial. NCBI's taxonomy places the organism in Eukaryota, Haptophyta, Isochrysidales, Noelaerhabdaceae.